Messenger RNA from Micropterus dolomieu (smallmouth bass), 2404 nucleotides. RefSeq names its product kelch repeat and BTB domain containing 13a (gene kbtbd13a). The transcript has a single exon. The record is from RefSeq and is a predicted model, not a curated record. Gene Ontology annotation, molecular function: protein binding. Lineage: Eukaryota; Metazoa; Chordata; Actinopteri; Centrarchiformes; Centrarchidae. Bases 76 to 1539 code for a protein of 487 amino acids.
GUAGCGUUUUGAUGUGGAUCAAACACUUGUUGUUGUGAGUGUGCAGUUCAGCCGGGAUGUCAUGAAAGGGAAGUGAUGGAGUCCAGCAGCUGUCCACGCGCCAAGCCAGCGGACAGCCUGAGGGUCAGCAUUCACCACAGCUCUUUUGUUGUGGACAAAACCCUUCUGGCUCAGAACUGUGAGUACUUCAGAGCAUUGUUCCAGUCAGGAAUGAGAGAGUGUGAACAGGAAGAGAUCCACCUGCGAUGUGUGGGGGUUCUGGGGUUUGUGGUCAUGCUGCGGGUCCUGGCUGGGGCGCGACCCUUGUUGAACAGCGAUCAGAUUGUGGAAGCCAUCGAGUGUACUGCUUUUCUGCAGGUGCAGGCUCUCACCAAGCACUUGAUCAAUAUCAUCAAUUCUGAAAACUGCCUGCUCAUGUACCACACCGCUGCCACCUACGGUGUCUGGGAGCUGUCCCACAGCUCCGCCUUAUUCAUCAGAGAUGCGUACUCUGACCUGAAGGAGGAUCUUCACACCUUGCCCAACAAACUGGUAGAGUACGUUGAGUCUCUUCUCCCGAGUAGCUACAUGGCAGUGUGCAGCCACUCGCCCUCCAAUGAGCGGCUGCAGGAUCUCCAGAGGACCGUCUGCUACCUGGACGAAGACACCGGAGAGUGGAAGGUCCUGACACAUCUGCCUGUGAGCACGAGCACCACCAUGGCAGGCGUGGCCGUCCUGGACAACAAACUUUUCAUCAUCGGAGGAGUGCACGAUAUAAGCAAGAAGGUAGUGGAGACUGGUUUCUGUUACAACCCUGCAGCUAACACAUGGUCCACCAUCUGUGGCCCCCAGCAGCUACGCUAUAACUUUACUCUGAUAGGUCAUGAGGGCUGCCUCUACGCCCUGGGAGGGGAGUACAACAUGAAGGCCCUGUCAUCUGUGGAGAGAUACAGGGUGUCUAAUGGGAGCUGGAGUUUUGUCUCCCCCCUCCCUUGCCCUGCAGCCUCAGUGGUGUCAUCUGUAGCCACAAACAGGAUCUUUAUCUGUCUCUGGAAAGGUAAGGGGGCCACAGAUAUACACGAGUACGUACCUGAACAGGACCAGUGGGUUCUGGUCACCACGCUCGUCCGCCAACACAGUUAUGGUCUUUAUAUGGUGGCCCAUAAGGAUAAUCUGUAUGUGAUGCGCAACGGACCCUGUGAUGACUUCUUACUGUGUGUGAUGGACUGCUACAACCUGAGCUCAGGCCAGUGGACGGCCAUGACGGGCCAGUACGGGAACAGUAAAGGCUCGCUGUUCACUGCUGUGGUCAGAGGAGACUCUGUGUUCACACUCAGCCGACAGGUGACCACAGAGUACACCAUAGAGGAUUACAGAUGGAGACGUAAGCGUGAGAUGAAAGGUUUUGGCAGGAUUGGAUCCAUAUAUACAUUUCUGAUGAGGCUGCCUAAAGCCACUGUCUCCCUCAUGGAAAACUCUCUGGGUCGGACUCAGGACCCAAACCUCAGAGACCUCGGUGACGGUUCCAGAUUCUCCCCACAAUGCUCUGAUAACCUGUAAGUGCUGCGGAAAGAUCAUUGUGCUUUAUCAUCACGUGCGUCUUAUAUUCAUUAUUUUGGAUGUGUGGUUCGUAAAAAGUCCAAAAUGGCAAGAAACAUCUGACAGAUUUGAAACGGACAGAUGUGUUUGGAAGAAGGGAAAAAAGAUGAAGAAUACAAUGAUAACCCAAACUGUCUGUUGUAAACAUCCUCCACAAUUUACAGAUCCACUUCCUGCAUCACCUCUGAAAAUAACAUGAUAAACCGGAAUUAUCAUUUGAUAAUCACCGUUCUGUUAAAAAAAUAGAAGACACUGCCACAGUGUAGUUUCAUACCACAUCUUUAAUAAAUCGGUCACAAUUACAACUAGUCAGAUUACUUCAAACUGUUACUCAGAUAACACGAGUUUAGUCAGUGCAGUUUUCAUAACCAAAGAAAGCAUGAAUGUAAUAAACCCUGUCAGCCAAGUCAUGAGUGAAGCAUCAUCAUCAUCAUUCUUUAUAAUUGCAAUAUUUCAACAAUAUACUCUUGAAGGCCACCGUCCAUCUUUAACUAGAAUAAUGUGUGUCGAGUCGUUCUCUCUGCGCCUUUAUCAACAGGAAUUUCAUGGUUUUCUGGAGUAAAUAACAGAUUUUAGGUUGCAGUUGAGUUAUGUAAAGUAUGUGUGUGUUGAUCUGCCGUCACGCCACGCGCAUCAUCAGCUCCUCCAGCGCCCGUUCUCGGUGGUUUUCAUGGACCAGCAGCACUUCUUUGAUGGCGCUCUGCUGGAAGCCCAUCUCAUUGAACUGACUCAGCAGGUGAAGGAACUCCUCCGCCUCAAGACGAAGACAUUGUUAUGUUGUUGUUUUUUUACACAAUUGUUGAAAUAAAACUGACUCCAUUUUAAA